ACUGCCCGUGGGCUUCCUCUCACUACCAUAUCUAUGAAUAUGAAUAGGGAAACCGACCGACCUCCAGUACAGUAAGUGGCGGUGUAUGCGCCUUUCAGUUGGUUGCGAUCUGCCAAUACAAAUGUAAAGAAGAAUAAAUAUUCCAUCCGCAUAAAUCCGAAAGAUCAACGCAUCAGCGGUGCACAAACACAUUUUGGUGAAGGUCGUGAGUGCUUCUUGAAUUCCACAAUGUCUCUGGCUAAGCCUGCAAUGCGAGGACUCCUUGGGAAGCGUCUGCGGUUCCAUUUGCCCAUUGCCUUCGCUCUGUCAUUGGUGGCUGCAGCAGCUUUCAAGUAUGGUGUAACAGAGCCCAGGAAACAGGCCUAUGCCGAUUUCUACAAACAAUAUGACACCACAAAGGAGUUCAACAACAUGAGGGACGCUGGCGUUUUUGAAAGUGUCAGGCCAACUGGCGAAUAAACCCCUCUGAUGUCCCAUUGUGCAUUCCUGGUCUGAUGUUCCAGCUCUGUGAUUUACUCAUCCAACACUGCGUUUAUAUUCUCGUGAAUAAAUGAUUCUCUAUUGGUG
This is a messenger RNA of Oncorhynchus tshawytscha (Chinook salmon), 567 nucleotides long. Its product is annotated as cytochrome c oxidase subunit 6C-1. The transcript is spliced from 4 exons. The record is from RefSeq and is a predicted model, not a curated record. The coding region runs from base 229 to 459 and encodes 76 amino acids. NCBI's taxonomy places the organism in Eukaryota, Metazoa, Chordata, Actinopteri, Salmoniformes, Salmonidae. Gene Ontology annotation, biological process: mitochondrial electron transport, cytochrome c to oxygen.